Molecule: messenger RNA, 1335 nt
Organism: Morone saxatilis (striped sea-bass)
Lineage: Eukaryota; Metazoa; Chordata; Actinopteri; Moronidae
Product: protein limb expression 1-like
Exons: 6
Coding region: 275-1321 (348 amino acids)
Biological process (GO): autophagosome maturation
Cellular component (GO): cytoplasm
Source: RefSeq, a predicted model, not a curated record
AGAGAGGGUGACAAAGGUGGUCCGCUUCAAAAGAGAAACCCUGGUGAGAUGUUCACACAGGAGAAAAAGAAGGAGGGCAGUAAGGGAGUUUAGGAGGAGGAGAAAGGGAGUUUAGCGUUGGAGUUUAGAUUUUGAGUUUAUUCCUCAUGAUGUCCCCAUCCUGUGCUGCGAUGACGGUGGUGGCUGCUCAUUACUAGGGGCAUGUGUGUCGUUUUGAUGAGAAAAGUGGACUGAACGUGGCUGAGGAAGCUGUGGAAGUAAACACUGGACGAGGAUGAGUAAAUUGAAAGGGGAGGAGAGCAUCAUGUCAUACCUUGCACAGAGUGAGACUGACACCAGCCCCAAAGACUUGAAUGUAGUGGCCAUGCUCCAUAAUUUCUGGGAGCAGAGGCAGAUAGGUCAGUCAAACGGUUCCUCCAGUGAAUCUGAUGGUUCUGUUGGGGACGCAGCCAUCCAGACAGAGAGCUUGCUGCUGUAUGAGUCUGCACCGUCCCCUGGCCCUCCUUACAUCUGCUAUGUCACCCUGCCUGGAGGAAGCUGCUUUGGAAAUUAUAAGGUGUGCAACACUCAGGCAGAGGCUCGGAGGGAUGCAGCUCGCGUGGCUCUGAUGAACUCACUUGUAAACGAGCUGCCCUGCAGACGAAUCAACCCUCAGUUCAUCACUCAGAGUUUGCAGCAGGCAGCCACAGACAGUGCUGUGUCUGUUGAAGAUGCAUGUGAUUCAAGCACCAGCAUAGGAACCUACAGUUUGCUGCUCCACUCCUACAUAGGAAGGACCAUGCUGGAGUUCCAGGAGAUGAUGACAAUUUUUCAGUUGUUGCACUGGAACGGGACACUGAAGGCUCUGAGGGACAGGCAGUGCUCUCGACAGAGUGUGAUUACCUAUUACUCUCGACAAGGACUUGGCGAGUACAUGCGCAGCAGCUUGGCUCUGGAUUGGCUCGGACGGGAGCAGAGGUCACCAGGGCGCCUCGGGGAGGAGCUGCAGGUGGCGCAGAGGGAGCUUGUGUUGGCGCGGCGUCGAGGGAUAGAGCUGCGCUUCUACAAAGAAAAGACAGAGAUCCUCAGCCUGGCUCUGAGUCAAGCAUACAUUCACCACGCACCUGAGGCCUUCAGCCAGGCCCCGAGUCACACAUAUAUGCAAGACCAAUUUCCUUUACACACAUUAAACAGCCAGGAUACAGAAGUCCAGAUAACUCCGCCCUGCAGUCCUUCACCAACCCUCCAUAAAAACACAAAGCAAACAGUCUGUCAAACCUCUGCCAAACACAUGCCCUCCAACAGUCCUGCACUCACAGCAGACUUCUGUGCCUUUAAAUAACUUUAAAUAGACUG